ACCGCAGCGGCUCACCCCUCCCUUUCUGGGAACGUGGUUGGGCAUCUGCCUCUGGCACACGCCACUAGAAGAGGGCUCCCGGCGGGAGAUGACAGCGGUGUGCUCGCUGCUUGGCCCUCUGCGAGCACCGGCUUCCUUCUCCUUGCAGCCGGAGCUGAAGACCUAGCAGGCUCCCUCAUACUCCACCAAAAGUUAUACUCAGCUUGGAGACAAGUUUGGAAGUGGAGGGAAGAGUAAAAUGGAUUCUUAUUUCUCAGCAAAGAACUCAACUCUUGAUGUUAAUAUAAAUGAGACCUUGUCUGCCACUUAUGGAUUUAAUUCCACCAAUGACCCACCUUCGAUGUCAAUAACCAGGCUUUUCCCAGCCUUACUAGAGUGCUUUGGCAUAGUCCUUUGUGGCUACAUAGCAGGAAGGGCCAAUGUCAUAACAUCAACACAGGCCAAAGGACUGGGAAAUUUUGUCUCCAGAUUUGCCCUUCCAGCUUUAUUAUUCAAAAACAUGGUUGUGCUUAAUUUUUCCAAUGUGGACUGGGCUUUUCUAUACAGUAUCUUAAUUGGCAAAGCCUCUGUGUUUUUUGUUGUAUGUGUGUUAACCUUAUUGGUUGCCAGUCCCGAGAGCAGAUUUAGCAAGGCGGGACUGUUCCCAAUUUUUGCUACACAAAGUAAUGACUUUGCUUUGGGAUACCCUAUAGUUGAAGCUCUGUACCAAACUACAUACCCAGAAUAUCUCCAGUACAUUUAUUUGGUGGCACCAAUAUCUCUUAUGAUGCUAAACCCUAUAGGGUUUAUCUUCUGUGAAAUCCAGAAGUCAAAAGACACUCAAAAUGCUUCUCAAAAUAAAGCAAAAAUCGUGGGACUUGGAUUUCUACGUGUGUUACAGAACCCAAUAGUAUUUAUGGUCUUUGUUGGCAUCGCCUUCAAUUUUAUCCUUGAUAAGAAGAUCCCUGUAUAUAUGGAAAACUUUCUGGAUGGGCUUGCAAAUUCCUUCUCUGGAUCAGCCCUGUUUUAUCUUGGUCUGACCAUGGUAGGAAAAAUCAAGCGACUGAAGAAGUCAGCGUUUGUGGUUCUUAUUCUCCUCAUCACAGCCAAACUCCUGGUGCUGCCCCUUCUGUGCAGAGAAAUGGUGGAACUCCUGGACAAGGGUACCAGCGUAGUGAACCAUACAAGUCUGUCAAACUAUGCAUUUCUAUAUGGCGUCUUCCCUGUGGCUCCAGGAGUGGCGAUCUUUGCUACACAGUUCAACAUGGAAGUGGAGAUUAUAACCUCAGGAAUGGUAAUAAGUACAUUUGUGUCUGCUCCAAUCAUGUAUGUUUCUGCCUGGCUAUUAACCUUUCCUACCAUGGAUGCUAAGCCAUUGGCAUAUGCCAUUCAGAAUGUUAGUUUUGAUAUAAGUAUUAUCAGCCUGGUCUCCUUGAUCUGGUCUCUGUCUGUUCUUCUCUUGAGUAAGAAAUAUAAGCAGCUCCCUCAUAUGCUUACAGCUAAUUUACUCAUUGCUCAGACUAUUGUUUGUGCUGGAAUGGUGAUAUGGAAUUUUGUAAAAGAAAAAAAUUUUGUUGGACAAAUUUUGGUGUUUGUUCUAUUGUACAGCUCCCUGUACAGCACCUAUCUAUGGACAGGCCUUCUAGCAGUUUCUUUGUUUCUUUUAAAGAAGCGUGAGGGUGUACAGCUCCCCGUGGGAAUCAUCAUCAUAUCUGGCUGGGGAAUCCCUGCUCUCCUCGUGGGCGUGCUUCUGAUAACUGGGAAACACAAUGGAGACAGCAUUGACUCAGCUUUCUUUUAUGGAAAAGAGCAGAUGAUCACCACGGCAGUCAUCCUGUUCUGCAGCAUUCUCAUAGCUGGGGUGUCACUCAUGUGCAUGAACCGUACCACCCAAGCUGGUCACUACGAAGGUUUUGGCCAAUCUCAGAACCACAAACCAGUAGAGCCUGGAAGUACUGCAUUUGAGGAGAACCCAGCACCAACAAAUGAACCAGAACUCUUCCCAAGUUCUAUCCCAGAAACAAGUUGCUGUGCUUGCUCCUUGGGGAAUGGUGAAUUACGCUGUCCAUCAAUAGAGCCAAUAACGAACUCAAGUGCUAGUGGGCCAAUGCCUUCUUCCUUUGAGAAAACCGACCACUGUGUGAGCCGCUGUGACUCCCAGAGCUGCAUCCUCGCCCAGGAAGAGGAGCAGUACCUGCAGAGUGGAGACCCACAGCUGACCCGGCACGUCCUGCUGUGCUUGCUGCUCAUCAUCGGCCUGUUUGCCAAUCUCUCUAGCUGUCUGUGGUGGCUGUUCAACCACGAGACGGGACGACUCUAUGUUGAAUUACAGUUUUUCUGUGCUGUGUUUAACUUUGGCCAGGGAUUCAUUUCCUUUGGAAUCUUUGGGUUGGACAAACAUUUAAUCAUCCUACCUUUCAAAAGAAGGCUUGAAUUCCUGUGGAACAAUAAAGAAGCAGCAGAAGACAGAGAAUCCCCGGUUUCUGAGGAAAUAAAAAUGACCUGUCAACAGUUCGUACAUUAUCACCGUGAGCUAUGUAUCCGAAACAUCGUCAGAGAAAGAAGGUGUGGUGCAAAGACUUCUGCCGGGACCUUCUGUGGCUGUGACCUGGUGAACUGGCUAAUCGAAGUCGGCCUUGCUUCUGACCGUGGUGAAGCUGUGAUCUACGGAGACAGACUGGUGCAAGGAGGAGUCAUCCAGCACAUCACCAAUGAGUAUGAGUUUCGGGACGAGUAUCUGUUUUACAGAUUUCUUCAAAAGAGUCCUGAACACAGUCCUCCUGCCGGUACUGUAAGCGACUCUCAACAGGAAAGCUAUAAAGAAAUUGGUCACUCAUCUCUGCCCUCACUCUCCCCUAAGACUUAACUUACAGAGAGAACCCACAGGAAUCGUACCCUCUAGCCUCGUAUCUGAUCCUUUUAGCUGGGGGACCUUGGGCAGUUCAUCUCCUUUGUAAAAUGCAAAGGCAUUCGUACCCUGUUCUGACACGCUAUAACUUUAUGUGUAUAGAAAGUACAUAAGAAACUGACAAGAGGAACCAUGAAGUUAAAAGUUAUGAUAAUGAAUAUAAUAGUUGCUAUAGAUACCUCUAUUGUCCCAAUAGUUUAAAAUCGUUUCUUUCUGAAACUUUGUUAUAAUUACAAAGUCAGCAUCCAACUGGCUGUAAUUUUAAAUUGCCAAAUUUGGCAAGUUUGCUGCCCUCAAAACAAACCUUAAGACUACUUUACGUUUAUCAAUAAUGCUUCCCUCAACAGAUUUCUAUCCAUUCUAGUAAAAGGUUUUAUUUUCCCUCCCACUUCUUUGACAAAUUCUGCCCAUUCAAAAUUACAACCACUGUUUUGUUUUUGAGACAAGGACUCAUGUAGCCCAGGCUGGCUUCAAAUUCCCUAUGUAGCCAAGAAUGGCUUUUAACUCCUGAUCUUCCUGCCUCUGCCUCCUGAGUUCUGGGCUUAUUGGUAUGUGCCAACAUGCCUGGCUAACCCCAGUAUUUUUUUAAAGUAAUUUUAAAAUUUAUUUUUGAUAAAACACCAAUUUAAAGGUUUGUCUUUUUGUGUCUUCUAUCUAAACUACUAACGUGUACCAAUAAGAAGAGAAUAAGGACAUUAAUAUUAUUAUCUCUGUAAUAUUUCAAGGUAAAAAAUUUAAGUAAUUUGAACAUAUUCAUUUAAAUGUCAUAUAAGAAAUAAUGCCAUGAGCUGUAGUACCAUUUCUGGUAGUUUCAAAGUAUACUGUAGAAGAAAAAUAUACUUUAUUCCCUGCACUGAGAAAGUAUAUAGUCAGGAACUUAAAAUUCUAAACCUAGCAUCCUACCUUUAGAAUUUAGUCUUUUUUGUGUCCAUGUCUAAAAAGUUUAUAAGUUUAAAAAUUAGCAAAUGCUGCUUAGUCCAUCAAGAGUUUAAAACAGAAUGACUUGAACACAGAUAGCUCCUAAACAACAGGAAGGCUUUCUUCCAGGUCCAGGGCUGGUCGUGUAAGAGGAGGCAGCCAAGCAAUAAGCCCCUGUUGAGGCCCCAUCUCAGGUCCACCAAUGGAGCCGCCUGUGGUGGGACAGAAGGCUCUGGAAGAGCACACCGCAUUUUGACACUUCUUCUCUCCUGAGCUACACUUCUCCAGGUCCCCUCACUGGGGUUGGGUUUUGAGGAGACGCGUCCAGCCUGUAACAGUCUCGGGUAAAGCUUCCCUCUCAGUUAAUUUGCACAUCUUUUGAACAACUACUUCAUUAUUAGGUAUCGGUGAUGGUUUAACUUAUUUUAAAUGUUACUUAUCUUACUUUACUGUUUCAUAUAUAAAAGCCAUUUAGGAAAUUAUUUAUGAGGUUAGUGCCCUGGCCCUUUUAAUGUAGCAAAUACAUAUUAAAAGGAAACCUUGCAUGGAAGCCUAGUGUAUAUAAAAAGAAAUGAUGUUUAUUUUAUGUUAUGAUCAUGGAAUUGGGAUGUUUUAGGCAGAACUAUAUCGCCAUAAAACUUAGGGGAAAAAGGAGACACGGCUCCACUGUACUCCUAAUGCCCAGGAGUAUGCGUAAGCACCCUCCUUAGCAGCCUUGAGUGACAAGACAGAAUUCACAUGCACGUGGACAACUCAAACUCAAGUGAGGGAAUUUGUUUUGUUUAUGAAUAACCAUAUUAAGUAUGCUCUUUCAUUUGCACAAAUGGAAUCUGAAACAUCAUUGUCCUUGGGAGAUCCUAAAAGAAAACCAGAGAUCAAUCAGAGUGACUUGCAGUUUUAGAUGAUAAAGGCUUUUAAGCCAUGUUUUUAGGAUUAAGGAUAAGCUAAUUUUAUUAAAUGGAAAUAUUUGUAUGUUACUUUCUCACUGACAGCACGUUUCUCAAUAAAAUACUAUUUUAACUUUCA
Molecule: messenger RNA, 4831 nt
Organism: Grammomys surdaster
Lineage: Eukaryota; Metazoa; Chordata; Mammalia; Rodentia; Muridae
Gene: Gpr155
Product: G protein-coupled receptor 155
Exons: 17
Coding region: 239-2845 (868 amino acids)
Biological process (GO): intracellular signal transduction; transmembrane transport
Cellular component (GO): membrane
Source: RefSeq, a predicted model, not a curated record